AUGAAGUCACAUAUUGGAGAGUGGAAGAUAUUGAAGUCAAGUGGAGAUGUCGAGGGUGGCGAGGGGUAUGAUGAGAUCCCGGCUAGCAGGAUUCGGGCUGGUUUAGAGUUAAUUUUGUAUCCAUGGAGGCUGAGGCUGGCACCAAUUUUAAGAGUCUGGUUGAUGAUUCCUGACCGUUUGAUACCACAGCGUGAUUAA
Dovyalis caffra is the source of this 198-nucleotide messenger RNA. The record is from the annotation of a GenBank genome assembly. NCBI's taxonomy places the organism in Eukaryota, Viridiplantae, Streptophyta, Magnoliopsida, Malpighiales, Salicaceae.